Cercospora beticola is the source of this 1230-nucleotide messenger RNA. RefSeq lists its product as uncharacterized. Lineage: Eukaryota; Fungi; Ascomycota; Dothideomycetes; Mycosphaerellales; Mycosphaerellaceae. The record is from RefSeq and is a predicted model, not a curated record.
AGAGCUACGUCACUAGCAACAGAGCUUCAACCUCAGCUGUUCAUCAUUGAGCCAGAAACGUAGGCGCAACCUUCACACCCCAACUCGCAGCUUUUCUCGACUUCCUUCUCACCGUUCCAUCACUCAUUGUCACUCUGCAAUCCAUCCAAUCGCCGCCAAAAAGUUCUCUACCGCACCAAAGCGAUCUCAUCCCAAAGAAAACCAACAUGCCCAAAUCCGCUUGCUUCGACGUCCUCGGAACCUGCUUCGACUUCCAACCCGCCAUAGAAGAAAUCUCCCUCCGUCUCAAAUCCAAAUCUCUCCCCUCUUCCACAGUCAUCGACGCCAAAUCCCUCUUCUUCGGCUGGUUCUUCGCCGCCCAACGGGACUUCACCUAUGCCUCAUUGUGCGGGAACUACACGCCCAUCGCCCAAGUCCUAAAAUUAACAUUCAAACGUGCUUGCGCAGUGGUUGACAUCCCAUUAUCCUCCAUCACCGACGAAGAUGUCGAAGCUGUCAUGGCGAAAGUGCGAGAAUUAGAUGCAAGGCCGGGAUUGAAGAAAUGUUACGAUGGGUUGAGAGAUGCGGGGUGGGAUGUGUAUGGUGUGACGAAUGGAGGGAAAGAAGCGAGUUUGAAGUAUUAUGAACUUGCGGGAAUAGAGUUGGAUAAAGAUCAUUUGUUGAGUUGUGAUGAGAUUCAAGUGGCGAAGCCGGAUGAGAGGGUUUAUGCUAAUGCGCACCGCUGGUUGACCAGUAGAGGUUUGGGCACGGAAGGUGAUGGAGAAAGGUGGUUUGUUGCAGCGCAUGCGUGGGAUUUGCUUGCGGCGAGGAAGGCGGGUUUCAAGACUGCGUAUUUGCAUUUCGAGGAGCAUGAUCCUGUGACGGGUGUGUUUGGGGAAUUCGACUUGUAUGCGGACAAUAUGGAGGAAUUGCUGGAGAAGAUGAAGGCUUUGUAGCUGCAUGAUCGCCCAGCUCGCUAGGCACUGGGGUCAUCCUGACAUAUAAUAGGUAUGACUACUGCUGGUCUUCAGUAUCGAGAUAGAGGCACGUUUGCGCUGAUUCGAUGAUACCGGCAAGUAUUGGAGCCUAGCGAACAAUAGCUUGCUCAUGAGCUGUGACAUGGCAGCCGUAGAAAGCUUGUGCGCGAUCGAGUUGGCGCCGCCGUCUCGGACAUUCAUGCUCUCAAAUGCGGAGUAGCUGUUGCGUUUCGCCCAUAACGACGGACAAACAUUGCCAGUGUAGAUGAAUGGU